Messenger RNA from Schistosoma mattheei, 1122 nucleotides. The record is from the annotation of a GenBank genome assembly. Lineage: Eukaryota; Metazoa; Platyhelminthes; Trematoda; Strigeidida; Schistosomatidae.
AUGCCCCUGGAACGCCUGGAAGAUGAAGGUCUUGAGAAGAUCCCCAACCUUAAGCUAGCGCAAUGGACAUUUCGUGCUGGCUUAGAAAAAACAUUUGAACUUUUGCGUAAGCAGCUUCUGGAGAAAAUCACCAAAUGUAUUCAGGAUGAUAAUAUGGCUCCAUAUUACGAACUUGUGUGUAAAGAGCUUAAUCUACCAAUUGACCAACGAAUCUUGAAAUCUAUGCAGUCAGUAAAUGAAGCCAAAAUUAAGGAGUUAGAUGCAAAGAUUAAAGAUGCGGAAGAGAAUCUAGGUGAUACAGAAAUCAGAACCGCCAUGAUGGAAAAAGCUCACUAUCUUAGUAAGAUUGGUGACAAGGAAGGUUCUCUACACAAUUUUCCAUAUCAUACGAAUUGGAUUCUUUUUGGAGAUAGAGAUUUGGUUACAAAGAACAUAGAAAAGGCAAACAGCCUAAUUGAAGAAGGUGGAGAUUGGGAUAGACGAAAUCGACUUAAAGUUUACCGUGGUUUAUAUAGUAUGUCAGUUCGAGAUUUCGAUACUGCUGCUAAGAACUUCCUUGAUGCUGUCGCCACAUUUACUAGUUAUGAGUUAAUGGAUUAUAAAACGUUUAUCAUAUAUACAGUUAUGUCUGCAAUGAUUGCACUUAAACGCCCGGAUCUUCGAGAAAAGGUUGUUCGUGGAUCAGAAAUUCAAGAAGUUCUGCAUGGAUUACCUACUGUACGUGAAUAUCUCAUGUCCUUAUUUGAUUGUCGUUAUGCUGACUUCUUCCUUUCACUUGCUGGAGUUGAACAGUUCAUGAGUUGUGAUCGUUAUUUACACUUACAUACAUGUUACUACGUUCGUGAAAUGCGUAUUCAUGCAUUAAGUCAACAUUUGGAUUCAUAUAGUAGUUUAAGUUUAGAUAGUAUGGCCGCAUCGUUUGGUGUAACUCCAGCAUUUUUGGAUGCUGAAUUAUCACGUUUCAUAGCCAAUGGUCGAUUAGCUUGUAAAAUGGAUAAGGUUUCAGGUAUUAUUGAGACAACACGUCCAGAUAACUUGAAUUUUCAAUAUCAGACUAUGAUUAAACAAGGUGAUAUUCUACUGAAUCGAAUUCAAAAACUGAGUCAGGUUAUCAAUAUAUAG